Messenger RNA from Botrytis fragariae, 864 nucleotides. RefSeq lists its product as uncharacterized. The record is from RefSeq and is a predicted model, not a curated record. Bases 1 to 864 code for a protein of 287 amino acids. The transcript has a single exon. NCBI's taxonomy places the organism in Eukaryota, Fungi, Ascomycota, Leotiomycetes, Helotiales, Sclerotiniaceae.
AUGCAUUUACUAGAUCGUAUUCAACACAGUUUCAAAGAUCGGGUCAAGCAGAGGCGUCAAAGCCUGAAUGAAAGCAAAAUCUUUGGAGAUGGAGCGCCUUCCACAGGGGGAGUUCAAGAAAGAACUCCCUCUUUUUUCGGAACCGUCAGGCUAUUCGAGGCGCACGCAUCCGAAAAUCUUAGGCCUUAUCCAUAUGAAACAUUAGAUGAUGUCAAUGAUGAUGUUGACGAUGACGGCGAUAGCGUAGAGAGCGGUUUUACCAAUUUUUUAUCAGAGAACUCUGAAGUUCGUUUUGUUUCAGAUAGUAUAUCUCCUGGUUUUUCAACCGCUUUGUCUCCUCGUCUGCGAUCUCUGAGUCAUCGUAUUCAACAGGAGACUACUUUUGGCGAUCAAUGUGUGAGCGACUCUCAGCGAAAUGAUGAUCAUAUUCGCUUAGAUAGCGACAGCCGUACCUCGGCAGAAGACCUAGAAAUAUUUGGUUCCCCUCUAGAGAGAAUUAAAGCUGGGAGCUCUUAUCCAAGCUCGGGCUGGGGAAUACAAGAUCAGAUUGAUCUCCAGAUGAGAGAAGAUGUUGAACAAUCAACUCCUAGCUCCAGACCCAGGAAUUUGCAUUCCAAAGAUAAGUUCGUUGCCGUUAACUCUACUAGAACGGAUAACCUACAUCUGCUCUUUAAAUUGCAAGAAGUUCAAAUGCCACAUCGACAUAGAAAAUCUAAGCGUAUGAUGAUACCCAAAUCUUGGUGUCUUCCAUCCGAAAAUCCUCAUCGUCAGGUCGGUUUCUACAAUGGCAUAUUCUUCAAUCAUGCUUCUAAGAAUCUUCAUUUCAAAGACAAUGUUCGAGAUAGUGCGAUUAAGGGAAUCUAG